AUGAGCCAGUGCCUGUUUAACGAGUGCGCCGCGACGGCGCUCCCGGGCCUGCAGCGCUGCCAACAGCACAAGAACCGCAGCGUGUGCUCGAUUCCCGCGUGCCCCAACCAAGUCUACGCCCGGUAUCUUUGCGUUCGCCAUGGCGGCAAGCGCGUCUGCGCCAUCGCCAACUGCCCGUUCUACGCGCGCGGCGGCCGCUUCUGCGGCAAGCACGGCGGCAACGUCUUGAAGCGCUACUGCCUCGUCGACGGCUGCUCCAAGCAAGCACAUGCCAACCAGAAAUGCGUGCGCCACGGCGGCGGCCGCUUUUGUAAAGCCGAUGGCUGCUCGUACCAUUCGCGGGCGGGGGGUUUCUGCCUCAAGCACCAGCCAGCCGAGCCAGCAACAACAACUGAAAUGCUCGAUCAUGCGAUCCUGGACAGCAUCCUCGUCAACGACGCUGCGCCACCAACGACGCAAGCGAGUGCGACCAUCGAUCCGUUCGAGAUGCGCAUCCUCGAAGACCUUCUCAACAUCUAA
This is a messenger RNA of Saprolegnia parasitica CBS 223.65, 519 nucleotides long. RefSeq lists its product as hypothetical. NCBI's taxonomy places the organism in Eukaryota, Oomycota, Saprolegniomycetes, Saprolegniales, Saprolegniaceae. Bases 1 to 519 code for a protein of 172 amino acids. The record is from RefSeq and is a predicted model, not a curated record. The transcript has a single exon.